AUGCAAAAAGAACAAGAAAAUGAAGAGAGUGUAAUGGACUCGUUCUUGUGUCCAAGUUUCAGCACUUACUCUUCUAACAACCUAAACGACGUCGCUCGACAGGUUAUUAACGAAAACGACCAAAUACACUCCCAAAACGACAAAGACGAUUUCGAAUUCGUUGCGUUUCAAAAAACUGCUGAUGAGGUUUUCUUCGAUCACGGCCGCCGCAAUUCGAUUCGUGGUGUUUUUCCGAUCUUCAAUAGCGAGGACGGAAAGAGAAGUUCUGUUGUGGUGGAGAUUUCAGUUCCGUUACGGGAAUUGAUGAAUUCCGACGGCGACAGAAGGAAUUCCGACGUGGCAGAAGAUUCAAUUCCGUUAAAGAAAUUGAAUAAUCGCGACGGCGACCGAAGGAAUUCCAAUUCGGUGGAUAUUCUGAAUCCGUUACAGAAAUUAAUUACCGGAGAUCAGAAGUGGAAUAUUUAUCCUUCGUCAGAGGUUGAGGACGAUCUUGAUGCUGCUCCGCCGGCGUCGUAUUGUUUGUGGAUGCCUAAAUCUCCGAAGGUAUCGCCGAUUGCUUCUCCUAUCAACUGCAAGAAAAGUAAUUCAACUGGUUCAACCUUGAAUCCUUCGUCAUCAAAGCGAUGGAAGUGUCUGAGCUUACUCAGGCGAAGUAAAAGCGAACGAAAAGAAUCAUUGAUUCUCGUAACUCCGUCAUUAGAGUUUAAGAAGGAAGCGAAAGUAGAGAAUCCGAAGGUGAAAAGCGGUGGAAAAGGAAACGUAGAGAAAAACAAAGCGAAAAUUGCCGAAACAAAGGUUCCGGUAACGGAGACGAAAAUCCAGGCACGGGUAACGGCAAUGGAAGCGUUUUAUCUAAGAAAGAAAGAGAUUAAUAGAAAAUCAUAUUUACCGUAUAAUCAAGAGUUAAUUGGCUUUGGUGUUGGUUUUAAUGCUACUAUUGGAAGAGGUUUUCCUCUUCGUGUUUAA
Molecule: messenger RNA, 966 nt
Organism: Lathyrus sativus (Indian pea)
Lineage: Eukaryota; Viridiplantae; Streptophyta; Magnoliopsida; Fabales; Fabaceae
Source: the annotation of a GenBank genome assembly